AUGCAAGUCCCCAGCCCCAGCGCCCGUGAGGCCGCCUCCAUGUACGGCACCGCGGUGGCCGUCUUCCUGGUCAUCCUGGUGGCCGCCCUGCAGGGCUCGGCGCCCCCCGAGAGCCCCUUCCCCUACCGCAUCCCCCUGGACCCCGAGGGCACCCUGGAGCUGUCCUGGAACGUCAGCUACACGCGGGAGCUGGUCCAUUUCCAGCUGCUGGUGCGGGAGCUCAAGGCCGGCGUCCUGUUCGGCAUGUCGGACCGCGGGCAGCUGGAGGAUGCCGACCUGGCCGUACUCUGGACUGACGGAGACAAGGCCUACUUCGGGGACGCCUGGAGUGACCAGAGGGGGCAGCUCCACCUGGACCCCCAGCAGGAUUACCAGCUGCUGCGGGCGCAGAGGACCCCGGCAGGCCUGUCCCUGCUCUUCAAGAGGCCCUUCAGCACCUGCGACCCCCGAGAUUACCUCAUCGAGGAUGGCACCGUCCACCUGGUGUACGGCAUCCUGGAGCAGCCGUUCGCGUCGCUGGAGGCCAUCAACACCUCGGCCCUGCAGACGGGGCUGCAGAGGGUGCAGCUGCUGAAGCCGGACAUCUCCGUCCCCGCCCUGCCCCCGGACACGCGCACGAUGGAGGUCCGCGCCCCCGACGUCCUCGUCCCCGGCCAGGAGACCACCUACUGGUGCUACGUCACCGAGCUCCCGGGCGGCUUCUCUCGGCACCACAUCGUCAUGUACGAGCCCAUCGUCACCGAGGGCAACGAGGCGCUGGUCCACCACAUGGAGGUGUUCCAGUGCGCCGCCGAGCUCGAGAGCGUCCCCCAGUUCAGCGGGCCCUGUGACUCGAAGAUGAAGCCCGCCCGCCUCAACCACUGCCGCCACGUGCUGGCCGCCUGGGCCCUGGGCGCCAAGGCCUUCUACUACCCGGAGGAAGCCGGCCUCGCGUUCGGGGGCGCGGGAUCGUCACGCUUCCUCCGCCUAGAGGUUCACUACCACAACCCGCUGCGGAUGCAAGGCCGGCGUGACUCCUCGGGCAUCCGUCUCUACUACACGGCCACCCUGCGACGCUUCGAUGCGGGCAUCAUGGAGCUGGGCCUGGUGUACACGCCCGUGAUGGCCAUCCCCCCGCAGGAGGAGGCGUUCGUCCUCACAGGCUACUGCACGGACAAGUGCACCCAGCUGGCCCUGCCCCCCUCAGGGAUCCACAUCUUCGCCUCGCAGCUCCACACGCACCUGACGGGGAGGAAGGUGAUCACCGUGCUGGCCAGGGGCGGCCGAGAGAGGGAGGUCGUGAACAGGGACGACCACUACAGCCCUCACUUCCAGGAGAUCCGCAUGUUAAAGAAGGUCGUGUCCGUCCACCCGGGGGAUGUGCUCAUCACUUCCUGCACAUACAACACGGGAGACAGGAAGCUGGCCACCGUGGGUGGCUUCGGCAUCCUGGAGGAGAUGUGCGUCAACUACGUGCACUACUACCCCCAGACACAGCUGGAGCUCUGCAAGAGCUCCGUGGACCCCGGCUUCCUGCAGAAGUAUUUCCACCUCGUGAACAGCUGCCGGGGCAAGGGCGGGGGGAGUUUGGCUUGGGACAAGGGUGAAUGGGACCGUCAGCCCCUGCCGGAGAUCGUCUCCAAGCUGGAAGAGCCCACCCCCCGGUGUCCCGCCAGCCAGGGUCAGAGUCCCGCCGGCCCCACCGUGGUCAGCAUCGGCGGGAGCAAAGGUUGA
This is a messenger RNA of Pteropus alecto (black flying fox), 1713 nucleotides long. It is a transcript of the gene DBH, whose product is annotated as dopamine beta-hydroxylase. The record is from RefSeq and is a predicted model, not a curated record. Lineage: Eukaryota; Metazoa; Chordata; Mammalia; Chiroptera; Pteropodidae. The coding region runs from base 1 to 1713 and encodes 570 amino acids. Gene Ontology annotation, molecular function: copper ion binding; dopamine beta-monooxygenase activity. Gene Ontology annotation, biological process: octopamine biosynthetic process; dopamine catabolic process; norepinephrine biosynthetic process. The transcript is spliced from 12 exons. Gene Ontology annotation, cellular component: secretory granule membrane.